UUCAGAAUCUAAAAUGGCGGCCCCCUUGGAAGGAAUUUUGCACAAACUGCUUGUGCCAAAUAGCUCCGUAAUUCAAGAGGGUACUCGAGAAUUGAAGCAAGCUCUGAAGGAUCCUAACAUUGUCCCUGGACUCUUUGCAGUGCUGACCAGCUCCAACAACCCCCAGAUACGGCAGCUUUCCGCUGUGCUUCUUCGGCGUCGAGUUGUUAAGCAAUGGACCAAAUUACCUCCGGAUGUCGGCCACAAUCUGAAGCAGAUAUCAUUGCAAGUCCUUCUUAGAGAAACAGAUAAGAGUGUCUGCAAUGCCGUAGCACAGCUGGUGGGGGCCAUUGCCAAACAUGAGCUGACAUCUAGAAACGGCUGGCCGGACUUGAUGCAGUUCCUGCAGCAGCAGAGCCGUAGCCCUGAAUCCCAACACAAAGAGGUUGGAGCUUUGGUGUUGAGUUGUGUCAGCGGCUCAGCGGCGGAGCAUCUGCGGCCAUACCUACGGGUCUUAUGCAAUCUCUUCAACACCAUGCUGCAAAACAGAGAGAGCCAGUUGGUGCCGUAUUACGCCAUCAAGGCUAUGACGUCGUUGGUGCAACACCUAGGCACAGACGACAUUCCCCAGUUUCGCCCACUGAUACCACAAGUGCUGGUGGUGAUCCGGCUGUUGCUAGGGAGUGAUGAGGACCAGGGUUGCCAGGCGAUGGAACUAUUUGAUGAGUUGGUGGAGUGUGAGGUGUCCAUCAUCGUGCCCCACCUGAAAGCUGUGGUGGAGUUCUGCUGUGAGGUGGCCAGCAACGGUAACCUUGGUAACAAUGCCCGAGUCAAAGCAUUAUCCUUCAUCAGUUGGCUUACAAGUCUCAAAAAGAAGGCAAUUCUGAAAUACAAGCUCGUCAAUCCAGUUCUCAAGGUGCUGUUCCCAAUAAUGUGCACACCCCCCGAGGAAGAAGAAGACGACGAGGAUGAGGAUGAUUGUGGGGAGGAUGCAGAGGCCAGUACGCCGUCUUCAUUUGCGGCGCAGGUGAUUGACACGAUGGCUCUUCACCUCCCACCAGACAAGCUCCUCCCACCAUUGAUGCAGUUAGCACAGCCGGCUCUGAGUAGUACUAACCCCUAUGAGAGGAAGGCUGGGCUCCUGAGCAUAGCCGUACUGGCAGAGGGGUGCGCUGACUUCAUCAGAAAUAAGCACCUGCAGCCGUUACUGGAGUGCAUCUGCACCGGCAUUCAGGAUACCCAGCAGGUGGUCCGCAACGCCGCCCUCUUCUGCCUCGGUCAGUUCGCUGAGCACCUGCAACCCGACAUCAGCAAGUACCACGCCCAGUUACUGCCGCUGCUGUUUGACUAUCUCAGCCAGGCGUCGGCAGCAGCUGAGCAGAGCCCUAAAGGAGUGACGAGAAUCUACUACGCUCUAGAGAUGUUCUGUGAAAAUCUAAGCUCGGAAGAUUUACUUCCCUACCUUCCUACUUUGAUGGAAAGACUUCUGGUGACGUUGAAGACGUCCACCAACGUACAUAUCAAGGAACUCGCCAUCAGUGCAAUCGGAGCCACAAGCAAUGCUGCAGAGAAACACAUGCUACCAUUCUUCCAACCCAUCAUGGAGCAUCUACGAGUCUAUCUGACCACGGCGCAGUCUGGAGACGCACUGACGCUACAGAUCCAGGCCAUAGAUACACUUGGUGUCUUGGCUCGCACCCUGGGGCGAGAGAACUUCCUCCCCCUCGCUGAAGAGUGUCUGCAACUCGGUCUAAAACUCAUCGAGGAGGUCAACGACCCUGACCUGCGUAGAUGCACGUAUGGGUUGUUUGCAUCGCUGUCCCAUGUCCUGGGAGUUGAGAUGUCUCCCUAUCUUGAGACAAUCACCAAGCUGAUGGUGGACUCCUUACUGUCUACAGAAGGAAUUGUGGCCCAUUACAAUGAAGAAGACAGCGGCGUCUUGUCAUUAUUUGACGAUGACGAUGACGAGGCAAGUGAAGAGGACAUCGAAGGAAGCAAUCACCAUGACAACAGUGAAGAGGAUGAAGAUAUACAAGGGUACAGCGUGGAGAAUUCCUACAUGGAGGAGAAGGAAGAUGCAUGUAACUCCUUAGGGGAGAUUGCAACCAACACAGGAGUUGCCUUCAUGCCCCAUCUGGACACCUGCUUCGGUGAAAUGAUCAAAUUGAUUGACUACCCGGCGGUCAACGUCAGGAAGGCAGCCAUCACCAGCUCAGGUCACAUGUGUUGUAGUCUGAGGAAAGUGAUUCAGCUGACGAACCCUCAGGAAUCAGCAGCUCUUGCCAAAGCAGUGGACCAGACCGUGCCCCAUUUCAUCCACAUCGUCAACACGGAGACGGACCGGACAGUUGUCAUGGCAACCCUGGAGACGCUGAAUGAAAUGCUGGGGACGUUACAGGGCACCAUGGUCAAUGAGCAGGGCAAUCUGAGUGGCAUCAGUAGUGCUAUCAGAAACGUUCUCCAACGCAAGACGGCUUGUCAGGACCAAGAUGACGAUGAUGAUGACGAUGACGAUGGCGAUCAAGCUGAAUACGACGCAAUGCUGAUUGAGUAUGCCGGUGAUCUCAUCCCAUCGCUAGCCAGGGCGCUAGGUGGACAGGCAUUUGCUCCUUACUUUGCUGGCACUCUGCCGCUACUGCUAUCAAGAACGAAGAAAUCCUGUUCAGCAGCUGAGAAGUCUUUCUCCGUGGGUACGUUAUCGGAGUCCGUGGUUGGUAUGGGAGAUGCCGCCCAGCCGUUCCUUCCUCAUCUACUCCCUGUCUUCCUUCGCAUGGUGCGUGACGAUGACGAGGAGGUCCGUAGCAAUGCCGUCUUUGGUCUGGGAGUGCUGGCCCAGAACUGUGGGGAGGCGGCGUACCAACAUUUCGCCAACAUUCUCCAGGCUCUGUCCUCCGUCAUGGGACAGGAAACCAACCGACGCGUCGUAGACAACGUCUGCGCCGCCGUCUGCCGACUGAUUGUCACGAACCACUCCCUGGUCCCGCUAGAAGAGGUGAUUCCAAUGCUUCUAAAGUUCCUACCCUUGCAAGAUGAUCUUGCCGAGAACGAUACAGUGUACGGUUGCAUCCUGCAGCUGUACCAAGCCGCCCAUCCUACCAUCAUGGAGAACCUGCCCAGCUUUCUGACCAUGUUUGCACAGAUCCUGCAUCAACUCACUGAAUAUGCCACAUCCUGCGUCGUGCAGAUAAUCUCCAGCACCCGGCAGAACCAGCCAGACGUGUACACUGCAGUUCUCGUUUCCCUCCCAGAACCCCUAGCAACCACGUUCAAUAUGGCCGCCGUUUCCUCGGUGACACAGGAGACUGACACUCCAGUAGGUGCAAUAGAAUCAGAUCCAACUCAGGCUCUUACAAAUCCUGAACCAGCAUCCAAAGAUCUCUCAAAAUUGGAUAAGAACAAUAGCUGUGCACAGCCUGCCAAGGAAGUAGCAGCGGCUUCUACGGAGGAGGUAGAAGAGGCUUCUAGGGAGGAGGUACAAGAGGUAUCUAACGAGGAGGUAGAAGAUGCUUUUGAGGAAAUGAAAACUGAAACAGGAGAUGGAGGAGACAAGGCGGAAGAUGUCGAGUACAGCAUCAUCGAGGGUUCCUCCCAGAGACAACGGCCAAAACUCGUGGACAGCAGAGGCUUUGCCUACACUCUGUACAACAGGAACAAAGAUGGAAGCACCACAUGGAGGUGCACAUUAAGGAACAGGAACGCAUUUUGCGGCACGAUUGUGAGGCAAGCCGGUGACCAGUUCCGGCUGGGCAAGAAGGACCACCUUCACCCAGGAACACCGGGUCAGCUCGCCAUGGCAAACGUCGUGGCACAGGUCCGAACCGCAGCGACGGAUCAUCUCUUCGAACCAGCUAGCAGCAUCAUUAACAACAUCCUCAUCAAGAACAAGGCCGACGCCUCGGUUGUGUUGUUGCCCAAGACGAGAAGUCUGAUUCGGAGAGCCUGUCGCGUCCGUGAGAAGCAAUACCCGCAGCAUCCCACGGACCUUGCGUUUGUCCUGGAGCAGGAUGCCAUUCAAAAAGAUUUCCUGCUAAAGGAUGUGCAGGUGCGUAACAGGCGGCACCUGAUUUUCUCCACCCCCAAUCAGCAGGUUCUUCUAGCGAGGAGUACCAGGUGGUACAUGGAUGCCACCAGCAAGCUGGUCAAGCCACCCUUCACCCAACUCUUGGGGAUCCACUGCUUCGUGAAGAAAAAGCAAGUCAUUAAACAGGUACCACUGACGUACAUCUUAAUGACUGGAAAGAAGAAGCGAGAUUACAAGUUGGUACUCAAGGCCCUGAAAAAACGUCUUCCGAAAGAGAUCUGCCUCAGAGAGAUUGUCGCGGACUUUGAGGCUCCACUCUGGGGAGCCCUGGAGUCCGUAUACCCUGAAAUCACCCUUAAAGGCUGCUGCUUUCGCUGGAAGCAAGCCAUCUGGAGGAAAAUGCAGGACCUAGGUCUGCAACCGGCUUACAAGGACAAGGGUGAGAUCUACAAGCUGCUGCAAUAUGUGCUGGGGCUGCCCUACCUGCCUGCAGAGAUAAUCCCAGCUAUGUUAACAUCCAUGAGAGACAUGGCCGAUAAAGAACUAGAGAUGCUGCAGAAGCUCUUUGACUACGUAUCAUCGACGUGGAUCGAGAGCAACCAGUGGCCACCAGAAGCAUGGUCGUGUUAUCGUCAGUGCCUCCGUACUACCACCGACUGCGAUGGAUGGCACCAACGACUCAAGCUUACAGCACGCAAGAGUAGGGUCUCCCUCUAUCAUCUGAUAGAGCUUCUUUACACUGAGGCCAGUAACGUGGACAUCCGUACAGAGCUAGUAUCAGACAAGAAACUUCAGCGUUAUCAGAGGAAGGUGUACGAGAACACUCAAGGAAAGAUCUUCACCUACUGGAAGGAGUUUGAAUCUGGGGAACGCACGGCUGAGUCACUGCUGCAGGGAUGUGCAUACGUCCAAGGCAAUAUAUCGGUCAUUAAGCAUUGACAUCCGAAAUCCUAUGAAGGAAGAAUUAUUUGGGGGGACAAGGCUUUCAUACUUUAAACUUUUGACUUUGGAAAAAACCUGAAUUGAGUGGGAUUAAAACAAUGCAAAACCUAUUAAUAAAUAUUGGCCCCAUGCGCCAACAAAAGAGGGCGCGUUUUUACCACUUUUGAGAGCCCCUUG
Patiria miniata (bat star) is the source of this 5119-nucleotide messenger RNA. RefSeq names its product importin-4-like. The record is from RefSeq and is a predicted model, not a curated record. Lineage: Eukaryota; Metazoa; Echinodermata; Asteroidea; Valvatida; Asterinidae. Gene Ontology annotation, cellular component: nucleus; cytoplasm. The coding region runs from base 14 to 4939 and encodes 1641 amino acids. Gene Ontology annotation, molecular function: small GTPase binding; nuclear import signal receptor activity. The transcript has 29 exons. Gene Ontology annotation, biological process: protein import into nucleus.